Molecule: messenger RNA, 1649 nt
Organism: Zea mays
Lineage: Eukaryota; Viridiplantae; Streptophyta; Magnoliopsida; Poales; Poaceae
Product: putative RING zinc finger domain superfamily protein
Exons: 1
Coding region: 51-1304 (417 amino acids)
Source: RefSeq, marked validated
UCUGCCGUCUGCCGUCUGCACCGCCGCCUGCCGCGCCGCGCACAAAAAGGAUGCACAUGCCUCGCCACGGCCACACGCUGCUCGCCGCGCUGCUCGCGUCCGCGCUCGCAGCAGCCAGCGCGCAGCCGAGCUACGAUGACAACGGCCAGGUGCACGUCAGCACGGCCAUGAUCGCGCUCCUGGCCGCCGUCAUCGCCGUGUUCGUCUUCAUCGCCUUCUUCACCGUCUACCUCCGCCACUGCACCGGCAGCUACGCGGCCAGGCCGGACGACUACGACCACCGCGCCAUGCCCAACUUCGACGCCUUCAUCUCGCGGUCGCGGAGGCAGCGGCGGCCGCGCGGCCUCGACGCCGACGUGGUCGAGGCCUUCCCCACCAUGAAGUACGCCGAGGCCAAGGCGCUGCGGGUCGGCAAGGGCUGCAGCGCGCUCGAGUGCGCGGUGUGCCUCAGCGAGUUCGAGGACGAGGAGCGCCUCAGGCUCUUGCCCAGGUGCAGCCACGCAUUCCACCCGGACUGCAUCGGCGAGUGGCUCGCCAGCCACGUGACCUGCCCCGUCUGCCGCCGCAACCUCGACCCUUACAAGGAUACCAGCAGCGACGAAGACCCCGCUAGCUUCGUCCCGCCGAUUCCAGUGGCCAGCAGCAUCUCCAGCGAGACUACUGCGGUGUUAGGGCAGGGACGACCGCUACCGGUCGCCGUGGUGAUCGAUGUCAUCACCCAGCAGGAGGAAGAGGCGCGGAGGCAGGAGGCACUGGAGCUGCAGCAGAUAGGGACCCAGCGGCGAGCCAUGCGGCGGUCGCGGUCGGGGCGCAAGCCGGUUCCGACGCAGCUCGCCCGGUCGCACUCUACGGGCCACUCCCUCGCCGUCCGGCUGGACCGCGACCUGGAGCGCUUCACGCUGCGGCUGCCGGAGCACGUGCGUAGGGAGAUGGUCGCCGCCGCGGGCGAGCACAGCCACAGCAUGCAGUUGCGUCGCGGGCGAAGAGCCGGGGAAGGAAGCAGCCGCGGCGGACGAAGCGCCCCGCUCGGCCGGACGCCCAGAUGGCAGUUGCUUCUCGCGAGGACGCUCUCCGGGAAGCUGUCCUUCUUUUCGGCGUCCAGGGUAACGGUAAGCUCCGAACUGGGAGAAGUGUCGUCCUGGUCCUCGAUCACGAGGGCGAGAGGGAACCGCGUGGCCGCCGUUGAAGCCGACGACGUUCCUGCUAAGGGGAUCGGCGGCGGGUCUGGCGCUGCGUCCCGCGAGGUGGCGGCAGCGGCGGACGAGGAGAAGAAGAAGGCAGCUACGCAGCAGGUUCGCACGUAGAAUGGGAACAGCAGAUUUCAACGUAGAAACUUGAAAGUGAUCUUCUUUCACACGCGAAAGAAAUGGGCUUUUGGGGUCUGUGGGCAACAGAUUUCGUGCUUGGAUCAACGUGCCACUCUUGUCCAAAUUUGAUUGAAGUUGAGAACACGAGAUGUACAAAUGCUAUUUAUAAUUUUGCGCGGGAGCAGAAACGUAGUAUGCAGGUAGAGAUUCGUUUGACUUUAAUCCGUAUCGGAUUCUACUGUUUCUACAGCGUUUUAUAUCUAUUAGAUUCUAUUGUUUCUACAGUGUUUACUUUGUAGCCCUGAUCCUUUCUGUUGGUAUGCAUUUUAUACCAAAUUUGUC